GUCACGUGACAGAGGACCCACUGUGUCACGUGGUCGUUCGCCUGUCAUGGCUGAUGUGGAUAGUGCCAAACCCUUAAGCGGGUUGUUUAAUGGCAUCGCUCAGAGCCGGUACUAUGGAAACAAGGAGAUCACCGAUGAGCUGUUAAAACGGGAGCUGUAUCCGGAGUUACCCCAGAAUGAGUUCGUGGCUCUGCUGGAGAAGAUGACCGGUAUCGUGAAGUCAAUAGUGUCUGCGGAUAUGGAUUUAAAUCAAACAGAAGCGUUCCUAACGGCACAGACCAAGAAACAGGGAGGAAUCACUGUGGAACAAGCUGCAGUCAUUGCUAAAUUUUGGAAGAAUCACAAAAAGAAAAUUAGAGAAAGUAUGAUCAAUCAAACAAGGUGGGAAAACACGCUCAAGGGGAUGAAGUGGAGAAUAGAUUUGAAAUCACAGUCCAGACACACGGACCAAGUAAACAUGUCUGUUGCCUUAGUGGAGAUGGAGAUUGGAAAGAAUGACAAGACAUCAGAAUUUUUAUGUUUGGAAUUCAAUGAAACAAAGAUAAGCCAAGUGCUGAAGAGGCUCUCAGAAGUGGAAGAAAGCAUAACGACAUUAACCCAGACCAGCUAAACAGGAAGACAAGACUAUUGAGGAAUAAAGUGGUUUUUUUUUAUGUGUGAAAGCACUCUUUUAAAAUGGGUGCACGCUAUGAAAUAUGAUUUGUUUAAAUGCAAAUUAUGUACUCAAAAUACAUCCCUGUUAAUGAUUUAGGCCUUCAAAUUUGGAAGAGAGUUGGCAACUAUGUAACUAGACAGUGGCCGGGGGUAAUAAAACAGUUACCUAACAAUACCCGGAAAUGAUGACAAGCCACCAGCCUUCUUCUGAAAUAUUCCUUCAUUGGGGGCAUUGUUGACAUUGAGCAGGUUUCAAUGCUCUUCUGGGCUAUUAAAGGGUCAAUGGCUCUGUAUGUUAAACCAGAUUAUGUUUAAUAGUGUUUCCCACAAUAUUUCUACUUACACAUUAGAAAGAUCAAUUCUGUCAUGACUUCAAAAUAUAGAUGUAAAUAAACCCCACUUUGUGUUGACAA
Spea bombifrons (plains spadefoot toad) is the source of this 1067-nucleotide messenger RNA. It is a transcript of the gene COMMD1, whose product is annotated as copper metabolism domain containing 1. The record is from RefSeq and is a predicted model, not a curated record. NCBI's taxonomy places the organism in Eukaryota, Metazoa, Chordata, Amphibia, Anura, Pelobatidae. Gene Ontology annotation, biological process: positive regulation of protein ubiquitination; copper ion homeostasis; regulation of proteasomal ubiquitin-dependent protein catabolic process. The transcript is spliced from 3 exons. Gene Ontology annotation, cellular component: endosome. Bases 47 to 610 code for a protein of 187 amino acids.